UCGAGAUGAAUAUCCGCUGCGCCAAGCCCGAAGAUCUGAUGAACAUGCAGCACUGCAAUCUGCUGUGCCUGCCGGAAAACUAUCAGAUGAAGUACUACUUCUACCACGGGCUGACGUGGCCCCAGGUCAGCUACGUGGCGGAGGACGACAAGGGGAACAUCGUGGGGUACGUGCUGGCCAAGAUGGAGGAGCCGGAACCGGGCGAGGAAAGCACACACGGCCACAUUACGUCGCUGGCGGUGAAGCGGUCCUACCGGCGGCUCGGCCUCGCCCAGAAGCUGAUGAACCAGGCGUCCAAAGCGAUGGUGGAGUGCUUCAACGCGCAGUACGUCUCGCUGCACGUGCGCAAAUCGAACCGGGCGGCGCUGAAUCUGUACACCAACUCGCUCGGCUUCAAGAUACUGGAGAUUGAGCCGAAGUACUACGCGGACGGCGAGGAUGCGUACUCGAUGCGGCGCGAUCUUUCCGAGCUGGUGAACAACAGCGACCGGCCGCCGGCGGAACGGAACGAACUGAACGAUGUCGGGGGCGACGAGCGGAUAGUAACGAACCGUCAGAAGGGACCGGUCGUGCUGCCGCAUCAUGGCGAUGGGCACGCGGGACACGAUGGCCACUGCUGCUAGCCGGAGCGGUCGUGGGAGCUGGGGCGCGAACGGGCCGUAAUCGAAUCGAGGAAGGUUAGCUGUCUAGGGAUGGAAACACGAAGAACAAUGAAAUUUGUGACGGAAAAAGAUACUUUUUUCCAUUCUUAAAUUUAAA
Messenger RNA from Anopheles coluzzii, 759 nucleotides. It is a transcript of the gene vnc, whose product is annotated as N-alpha-acetyltransferase daf-31. The record is from RefSeq and is a predicted model, not a curated record. Gene Ontology annotation, biological process: N-terminal peptidyl-glutamic acid acetylation. Gene Ontology annotation, cellular component: NatA complex. NCBI's taxonomy places the organism in Eukaryota, Metazoa, Arthropoda, Insecta, Diptera, Culicidae. Gene Ontology annotation, molecular function: protein-N-terminal-glutamate acetyltransferase activity; protein N-terminal-serine acetyltransferase activity. The transcript has a single exon. The coding region runs from base 6 to 623 and encodes 205 amino acids.